Messenger RNA from Phytophthora nicotianae INRA-310, 1382 nucleotides. RefSeq lists its product as hypothetical. Gene Ontology annotation, molecular function: transcription coregulator activity. Lineage: Eukaryota; Oomycota; Peronosporomycetes; Peronosporales; Peronosporaceae. Gene Ontology annotation, cellular component: core mediator complex; mediator complex. The record is from RefSeq and is a predicted model, not a curated record. Gene Ontology annotation, biological process: regulation of transcription by RNA polymerase II. The transcript is spliced from 3 exons. The coding region runs from base 30 to 869 and encodes 279 amino acids.
UACAAUUGUCAAGACUGAUUGCUACAAUCAUGGCUGAGCAAGAGGAGGCCGCGCCCGAGAUCGUGUCGGAGUUCCCGGCGCCGCCCAAGUUCUUUACUCUGUAUGCGGACGGCGUGGAGAGCGGCCCGGCGCCGCCCGAGCCCAUGGAGCCCACUUAUCACAUGUUCGGCUCGCCCUACAGCACGCAGGACGUAGUACCAGACCUGCUACCACAGCCAGGCAAGAAGCUGUAUGCACCUCAAGGCGAGGACGGCGACGGCGCACCUGUGGACUACAAAGCCGAGAUGAAGAAGUAUUAUCUGCAAUAUUUUGUAAAUAAUAACCAAGUGGAGGAGACUAAUAUUGUGCCUUUUAGAAUUAAUCGUUCGCUGCUCGCCAAUUUUGUGGAGCUCGUUGACGUCCUCAUCAAGAAGCCAGCCGUGUUCAAUGAGAAGCUGGACGACAUGGAGCUGCUCUUCCUCAACAUGCACAACCGCAUCAAUGCCUUCAGGCCCCAUCAGGCACGUGAGACGGUGAUUCAGAUGCUUAAGACGCAAGUACAGGAGAGACGCGAUGCUGCCAGGGACAUCCGUCGCACCAUUGACGAGUCCAGGCAAGCAGUGGAACGUGUGCAUGGAGAGCUGCACGAGUCAACGGACGAUGCGGCGGCUGCUGACGGAGCUUCCCCUGUUGGAGCGGAUGAUGAUGUCAAGAUGGAGAACGCUGACGGAUCGGGGGCUACAGGGAAUGCAGGCGACCUUGCUAGUGCAACUGCAGUGGCCAGUGCAGUGACGCUCACUCCUGCUCAACAGGAACAGGCAGAGAAGGCUCGCGAGGCUCGACAAAUGCAGGAACAGUUUUUCGCAGCGCUAGAGGCCGCGAUGAACUGAUUCCGAAGGAUGCGUGGGGUCUCAGGACAAUACAAAGAAGCUACACCUAAAGACGUUAAUGGGACGCCUCGGCGUUCAACGCACUGCCUGCAUGAGUAAAUUAAAUGCUGAAUUCUCUGAACCUGGUCUACCCUUUGAAUGAUCCUCGACACGCGUUCUCGGCGCUUAUAGCUUGACGUCAUUAUUGAACAACGAGCUGCCCGUUGGAGCCGACGAUGCAACAGGAGCUGGUGGAGGUGGAUGCGUAGCAGACUCUGCUGUGGCUUCAGUGGGUUGGUACUGUUGAGCCGGAACUGAUGAGCUACUUGUGACGCGAUUGGCACCAUUCGCUGGACUGAAAACACAACAAACACCAUCAGCAUCUUCAACAACAGAGUCGUUAGAUGACCAUUUGCCUACAAACCUUUCCAUCGCCGCACGGAUAGCUUCGUACAACGGUGUAGCGGCUACUGGAGGUGGCUCUACGCCUCCCAACAGCUCAGGGACCGUCACAGCUUUGCCAUAGAACGAGCG